This is a messenger RNA of Acipenser ruthenus (sterlet), 4294 nucleotides long. It is a transcript of the gene rfx1a, whose product is annotated as regulatory factor X, 1a (influences HLA class II expression). Gene Ontology annotation, molecular function: RNA polymerase II cis-regulatory region sequence-specific DNA binding; DNA-binding transcription factor activity, RNA polymerase II-specific. Bases 198 to 2927 code for a protein of 909 amino acids. NCBI's taxonomy places the organism in Eukaryota, Metazoa, Chordata, Actinopteri, Acipenseriformes, Acipenseridae. Gene Ontology annotation, cellular component: nucleus. The record is from RefSeq and is a predicted model, not a curated record. Gene Ontology annotation, biological process: regulation of transcription by RNA polymerase II. The transcript is spliced from 20 exons.
AAGAAGGCGGGUGGGUAGCAACAGUUGCCCCGGUGAGGACGGAGCGCCAUAGCCACGGUAGUCCUGGCGACAAGAACCCAGCAACGCGAAUCAACAACAACAACAACCCGAUUCCUUAAAAAAACCCAACACCAAAAAUUACCGGGGAAAAAAACCCAGCGAAACAUAGAGUGACGGUGGAGAGCCCUGGUCCUGGCAUGGCAAGUCAGGCCUACGUCUCAGAGCUGCAGGGGGGACAGUCCCAGUCGCAACCCGCUCCAACGCAGUACGUCACGGACACGUCCCUGCCAGCCCCCCCGCAGCCCCCGGCAGUGCAGAAACAGGCCCCCCCUCCUCCCACUCAGGCACAGACACAGGCAGCCCCACCUCAGCAAACCCUGCAGUACGUGAGUGAGGUGCAGAGCGCAUCACCCCAGUCCAGCUCCACACAGCCGUCCCCACAGUACAUCGUUGUCACUGUCACCGAGAGUACCCUGAGGCCCAGUGAAACAGUGUCGGACUCCAGCUCCCCCCCCACAGUGGUUCAGACUGCCGUUCCCACUCAGGUGGUGCAGCAGGUCCAGGCCUCCCAGCAGCGAUUGCUGGUUCAGGGGGGGAUCUCUGUGAAGGGCCAGGCUGUCCCCUCUCCUCUCCAGCAGGUCUCUUUACCGCAGCAGCAGCAGCAGCAGCAGCGUCUGAUUGUCCAGACCUCGUCUCCCACUGGGAAGGGUGGACAGGUGUCCACGCUGUCUAUCCAUGGAGUCCAGCAGCAGCAGCAGGUCCACUCUCCUCCUGAGAGGUCAGUGGUCCAGUCCACAGCGCCGACCCCUAAGCCUGCUCAGGUGCAGCAGCUCACUGUCCCGGGACUGCAGCAGGCCCAUGUGUCACAGGAGGUGCAGCAAUUGCAGCAGGUCCCAGUGCAGCAUGUCUACUCAAACCAGGUUCAAUAUGUAGAGGCAGGAGAUGCCAGCUACACCACCAGCACAAUUCGCUCCAGCAGCUACCCCUACUCUGAGACCCCCUUAUACAGCCAGAGCGCGGACCCCCCCUAUUACGAGUCUGGGGGCUCAGGGUCACAGGUCAGCACCCCUGUGACCUCUCAGGCCGUGCCCAGCGCCAGUGGGGCAGUGCCCAUGUAUGUGUCCGGGGGGCAGAUCGUAGCCAAUCCCAGCACAGCAGGGGCGGGGCCAGCGGCGGGGCAGGGAGGAAACACAGCGACGGCAGUGGCAGCAGGAAGCUACGUCAUCCAGGGGGGGUACAUGCUGGGCAGUGCCAGCCAGAGCUACUCACACACCACCCGGGCAUCUCCUGCUACUGUGCAGUGGCUGCUGGAUAACUACGAGACUGCGGAGGGCGUGAGUCUGCCCCGCAGCACGCUAUACUGCCACUACCUGCUGCACUGCCAGGAGCAGAAACUGGAGCCCGUCAACGCAGCAUCAUUUGGGAAACUCAUCCGAUCAGUGUUCAUGGGGCUGAGGACCAGGAGGCUGGGCACCAGAGGGAACUCCAAGUACCAUUACUACGGGCUGAGGAUCAAAGCCAACUCCCCCCUGCUCAGACUGAUUGAGGACCAGCAACACCUGGCCAUGAGGCAGCAGCCCUUCUCUCAGAAACAGAAGCUCAAGCCUGUGCAGAAGGUGGAGGGGAUGGCAAACGGCAUGUCUCUGGGGGGGCAGCAGCAGCAGGGCUCGGGCCUGUCAGACAUCAGCGCUCAGGUGCAACAGUACCAGCAGUUCCUGGAUGCCUCCCGCACUUUGCCUGAGUUUGCAGAGAUCGACCUGCAGGGGAAAGCACUGCCUGAUGGGAUAGCAAUGGAGCACAUCAAGGCCUUUCACCUGCUGUACCGCGAGCACUGCGAGGCUAUCUUGGAUGUGAUGAUAAACUUGCAGUUCACUCUGGUGGAGACACUGUGGAAAACAUUCUGGAGGUUCAGCGAGAGCCAGCCCAGCGACAGCACACCACUCCUAGUUCAUGAUGAGUCUGAGAAGAGGCUGCCGAAGGGCUGUCUGGUGGUCCUAUGCAAGUAUGAUCCUGUGCUGCGCUGGACCAAAGAGUGCGACAACAUGCUGUACCAGGGGCUAGUGGAGAUCCUGAUACCAGACGUGCUGAGACCCAUCCCCAGUGCCUUAACUCAAGCCAUCCGUAACUUUGCCAAGAGUCUGGAGAGCUGGCUGACCAAUGCCAUGAUGAACAUCCCAGAGGAGAUGGUGCGGGUCAAGGUAAUGGCAGCCAGUGCUUUUGCUCAGACCCUGAGGCGCUACACCUCUCUCAAUCACCUGGCCCAGGCAGCGCGAGCAGUCCUGCAGAACACAGCGCAGAUCAACCAGAUGCUGAGCGACCUCAACAGAGUGGACUUCGCCAACGUGCAGGAGCAGGCCUCCUGGGUUUGUCGCUGCAAUGACGUGGUGGUGCAGAGGCUGGAGCAGGAUUUCAAGCUCACCCUGCAGCAGCAGAACUCCCUGGAGCAAUGGGCAGCCUGGCUGGACAGUGUUGUCACACAGGUCCUCAAGCCCUACCAGGGAAGCACAGCUUUCCCCAAGGCAGCCAAGCUCUUCCUGCUCAAGUGGUCCUUCUACAGCUCGAUGGUGAUUCGAGACCUCACCCUGCGCAGUGCAGCCAGUUUCGGAUCCUUCCACCUCAUCAGACUGCUCUAUGACGAGUACAUGUACUACCUGAUAGAGCACAGAGUGGCGCAGGCUAAAGGAGAGACUCCCAUAGCUGUGAUGGGAGAGUUUGCUAACCUCGGACGUAGCUUGAACGCACUGGAUCCUGACAAGGAAGAAGAGGAGGAGGAGGAGGAGGAGAGUGACGAGGAGAGCCAGCAGGAGAUCUCCCUGCACUCCAGUGAGGUGCCAGGGCUGAGCGUGGAGCAGCUAGGGGAGCCACCAAGCAAGCUGGCACGCACUGACACCAGAGCCAUUUACACACAGGCAGCGCAAAUCAACUGAGAGAUGCCCGAGCCAUCGACACACAGGCAGCGCCCAGCAACUGAGAGACACCAGAGCCAUCGACACACAGGCAGCUCCCAGCACCUGAGAGACACCAGAACCAUCAACACACAGGCAGCGCCCAGCACCUGAGAGACACCGGAGCCAUCGACACACAGGCAGGGAAAAUCAACUGAGAGACACCAGAGCCAUCAACACACAGGCAGGCGUUUUUGGAGUAGCGUGUGUCAGUGUGGAAGUGUCUGUCUGUGUGGGAUUGAAAUCUCAAGAGCCCAGUUCGUGUUGGAUUUGUCAAGAUCUUUACUCUAAAGUGCAGUUUGCACAAUUUGUUAUUUUAAUUUGUUAUGCAAUGUAGUGUCCCCCUAAUAACACCUUUCCAACAGCUACUAACAGGGCUGUCCCUUAUAAAAGUUUACCAUAGUAAAAGCCCAGCCCAGUGUAAUAGAGCACAGUGAAGCAUGGUAAAGCACAGAGGUAUGGUAAAGCGUAUUAUAAAACAUGGCAAACCAGAGUAAACUAUGGUAAAUGCAGAGUAUAACCAUGGGAAGAACAUGGGGUGGGGGGGCUGUUAAAGUACUGUGCUAUAAGUGUUAAACUUUUAUAAGGGUGUGAGCAAAAUCCUAUGUGAGCACAUGUUGGUUUGGCUUCUUUGUUGGGCAAACACCAUGCUAGAUUGUUUUUCAUUAAAAAAAAAAAAAAACUCAUAAUAAUAAUAAUCAUAGUUCAAAUAAACGGUGCACUCUGUGUACAGACAUUAGUAAAUCUGACUAAAUUUCAUAUUGAAACACAACACACCACACCACACCACUCAGCUGCACACCAUUCAUUUACUCUCCCAAAAGUAGGUUAAAAUGAACAACAAACCCAAACCUUCACUGGAAAGGGGAUGAGGAAUGGUCUCUCUCCAGAUCUCGAUUUUGUUUGCAACUGGUUCACAGUCUGCUAUUCCAUGAUCUUUCCACAAGAGGGAGCCACCCGGUUCUCUGUAGAACUUGCCUGGAAGGAAAUGUGUUUUAGUGUGCAAGUUUAAGCCAUGUUAGUACAGUAUUCUGCCUUCAAAGCUUCUGUGACUGCCAAUUCCCUUUUCAAAUUGCCUGUGAAAUUAUGUUCUUAUGUUCUUAUUUGUCAUUGAAUUUAAUAUGAUUCUUGCAGGAUUCCUUGCAGCACUGUUUAGUGUCUAAUAGGUACAGAUGAAUCUAAAACAUGUGAGGCUUAAUGCAAGGGUAUUACGGAUUAAUACAUUUAUAAACAAACAAAUAAAAUAAGAAAUGUAGCUGCAAUGUUGGUAAUAUAUAGUAAUAUAUAUUUACAGUAAGUAAAUAAACAAAGUUUCAUAUAUAUAUAUAUAUAUAUAUAUAUAUAUAUAU